This is a messenger RNA of Daktulosphaira vitifoliae (grape phylloxera), 2665 nucleotides long. Its product is annotated as modular serine protease-like. Lineage: Eukaryota; Metazoa; Arthropoda; Insecta; Hemiptera; Phylloxeridae. Gene Ontology annotation, molecular function: protein binding; serine-type endopeptidase activity. Gene Ontology annotation, cellular component: MKS complex. The record is from RefSeq and is a predicted model, not a curated record. Gene Ontology annotation, biological process: proteolysis; acrosome reaction; cilium assembly. The coding region runs from base 92 to 2386 and encodes 764 amino acids. The transcript is spliced from 16 exons.
AAAAACGUACAUAUACAGUAAAACCAUUAAAAUUCAAAUACUUUAUUCUUAAUAAUAAAACAGAGAAGUUUAAUUUUCAAAUAUUUGGUAAAUGACAAUGCUAUUUAUAUAUAAUAGACAUUCUUUUUAUGUGCUUUUAAUUUUAGAUUUAUUAAUAAAAAAUAUUAUUGGCGCUUAUCUAUCAGAAAGUAGAAAGCAAAUUAGGAAUACAUGUCCUAUAGAAACAUAUGAGUGUUCAAAUGGCGAUUGUAUAGAUUUUAUAUUUACUUGUGAUGGAAAAGCUGAUUGUUCCGAUAAUUCAGACGAGACUGAAAGUCUUUGCUCGUCACGUUCUAAAUCAUGCCCUGGUUUUGCGUUUCGCUGCUUAUACGGAGCAUGUGUGAGUAAAAGUGUUUUAUGUGAUGGCAAUUUUGAUUGCAUCGAUAAAUCCGAUGAAAACAAUACUACAUGUUAUCAAACAAAGUUUCAAAACACAACUAACCCAACAAUUCAGGUUACAACUAACAAAGUUUUAACGGAAUGCCAAUCGAAACAAUUUCAAUGUGAUUCUGGUGAAUGCAUUGACAGUUUUUUUGUAUGCGAUGGUACAGCAGAUUGCCAAGAUGGAACUGAUGAGACUCGAAAAAGUUGUGAAAAUGUUAGAUGUGAGAGCUAUUCUUUCACGUGUAACUAUGGUGCAUGUAUACCCAAAGAUCAUAAAUGCGAUGGUCAUAAAAAUUGUGCUGAUGGUUCAGACGAAAUCAAAUGUGAUCGAAUUACAACUUCAAUUGUGACUGAAAAGCCUACACAUACCUUUACAUCUAGUCCAGUAAAACCUACCGUAUUACAAUUAGAUUCUGUAAAGACAUGUACAAUAUUUAACAAAGAAGGAAGUGAUUUCUUAUAUUUAGAUGAUUCAGAUAUAAAAUUGAUAUCAAAACCUAUAACACUCAAUACAAAAUUGUACGAAACCAAUCAAAUUCAAGAAAUUUGUAAGUCUGGUUAUUCAAGUAUUACACCACACAGGUUUUUGACGUGUAGAAAAGGAAAUUGGCAUCCAGAUUUUCAUGAUGAGUUUUGUUUAAAAAAUUGUCCAUUUUUGACUUCAAAAACUUUAGACUUCGAGUGUAAAAUAAAUGAUCGUACUGUUGAUUGUUCAGAACCAUUACUUCAAGGAACUUCACUGGUACCUUCAUGCAAAGCAGACUAUCAUCUUUCAAAUGGAUAUAAUGGUGUUUCGAGAAAUCUUUUGUGUGGAAAAAAUGGCCUAUGGAGUGGCAAAUUAUACGAAUGUGAACCACAAUGUGGUAUAAUAGUAGAUCAAUUACAACCACUAAUUUCAAAUGGAAAAGAUUGUAAGCCUAGUGAAGUUCCUUGGAAUGUCGGUGUUUAUUAUAAAGAAGACAAUGUAUACAGCCACAUUUGCAGUGGAUCACUAAUUUCUCAAAAUUUAGUUGUGUCUGCUGCUCAUUGUUUUUAUGAUGAAAAUUUAAAUAAAACAAAAGAUAAGAAUUAUUUUCAAAUAUAUGUUGGAAAGUAUCACAGAAAUUAUGAUUCUAAAAAUGAAAACCAGUACGCUAAAAAUUACAAUAUUGAAACAAUUCAUAUAGGAGAAAAGUAUGAAGGGAGUAAAACAAAUUACAGUAAUGAUAUAGCUAUUCUUGUAUUAUCUAAACCAGUAAAUAUUAGUCCAGCUGUUUCCAUUGUUUGCGUUGAUUGGAAUAAUGAACACCCAGAAGUCAAAAACAGUUCAGGACUGGUUGCAGGAUGGGGAAAAAUAGAUAAAUUCAAAGAGAAAUAUAGUGACACAUUAUUAACAGCUGAAUUACCAUUUAUUAAUAAUACGAGUUGUAAAAUAUAUAUGAGAACAAAUGUUACCGAUCAUAUUUGUGCUGGUUCAACAAAUGUGUCAGAUUCAGGAGUGCAACAAGGAGAUAGCGGAUCUGGUUUAUCGUUCCAACAUAAGGGUUCUAAUUGGAAAAUAAUCGCUGGUCAUAAAGAAGGACAAACACAAGUUGAUAUUCCAUCUUACGAUAGUCGUACUUGGUGGUGUCAUCCUAUAGAUAUCCACUAUUCUACAAAAGGAAUUCAAGGUUGGCCAAAAUUUCACGUUCAAAUAUAUCACUACGACAGGUACGGUCGUAGUGAAAUAUACGGUUACGGAUUUUGUUAUGUACCAACAUCACCGGGCACUCAUACAGUUGAAUGCUAUACUUGGCGCCCAAUAGGUAGUUGGAAAGACGAAUUCCGGCGAUUUUUUUUGGGAGGAGGCGCUCAAUUAAAAACACCCGACUUCGUUUAUUGUGGCACAGAUCGCUAUCGUUUACAAACCGAAGCUCUCGGAGUAGUACACUUUGAGUUGAACAUUAUCGCCCGAAACUUUCGAAAGUACGGUGUAGAGCUAUAACGAUGACUACUGUCUAUAUCGUUUGUUUUGCUUUGGCCGUGGCUGUUGUCGAAGCUAUUCAAGGACCUAGCACUGUAAAAAAUGUCCAAUUGGCAACUACCACCCAAAAAACGAAAACUACUGUAAUAUCAUUAGCCGUUAAUAAAACUGAGCAUAAUCACACUAUUAAGUAUAAUUUGACAACUGCAAACGAUACUGUAAAAAUGAAGACUAAUUUUGAAUCAACUAAUGACACUGUGACAACCCCUAGCAGUAAUAAAGCCGUCUCAACCCAAAAAU